This is a messenger RNA of Talaromyces stipitatus ATCC 10500, 753 nucleotides long. RefSeq lists its product as uncharacterized. NCBI's taxonomy places the organism in Eukaryota, Fungi, Ascomycota, Eurotiomycetes, Eurotiales, Trichocomaceae. The transcript is spliced from 2 exons. Bases 1 to 753 code for a protein of 250 amino acids. The record is from RefSeq and is a predicted model, not a curated record.
AUGUCUGCCUCCAGAAUCAUCAAAUCCCCCCUGAUUACCUUCGAGGUGGGCGAGGAUAAAACACCAGUAAAGAUCCAUGCCGCAGCGGUACAAAACCUGUCAGAUCCCCUCACUGAGCGUAUUUGUGAUGAAGGAUGCGAUGGCAAAGCUGUCACUCUCGAGGGUGUAGAAGAUGAGACGUUCUGCAGAUUUAUGGAGUUUGCAUACUGUGCUCAGCAUGUCCAGAGUGCGCAACAUUCAAAUAUCAACCGCCUUGAAAACGAUGGCAGCGCUAGAGACCCGCAUCGUCUCUAUCUAACUACUCCAGUCGCUCGAACGAUCUUACCGGCACCAAACACAAGUCCAUUUUAUCGACGCUUCUCAAAACAAUUCAGAUCUCUGGAAUUCAACAAUGUACCUGCUAUGAGAUCCGUCAAUCCAAAUAUAAUAUUUCACACAAAGCUCUACGUCUUUGCCACGGAAUUCCAGGUUUUGUCUCUGCGGAGACAGUGUCUCAGCAAGCUACACAGGGAUCUGUGCGAGUUUUACAUGAAUCCGAGCGAUGCAAAUCUUGUACUUGACUUGAUCGAAUAUGUGUAUACUCACACAGCGCAGUAUGAAUUGGGGGAAGAGUCUCCUCUUCGAAGCCUGGUGUUUCAGUACAUUUUGUGUCAUAUUGACAAGCUAGUUGUCCAGGAGAGAUUCGAGGAGAUCGUCUCCCGUACUGGAGGUCUAGCCAUUUCCAUUUUGCGGGAAUUCUUGAAAGCAUGGUGA